GUCUGCUGGCAUGACGGAGUGUCUUCCGCCUCAGAAAUAUGCUUAAAUUAGGCUCUAAAAAGGAUCACGGCAUAGAAUAUAAGUGCACAAUACGUCUAUUAGAUGACAACGAGGUUCUGGAGUGUGAAUUCCAGAGUUAUCAUAAGGGGAAGAUUCUUCUAGACUUUGUGUUCAACAAACUUAACCUUGUAGAAACUGACUAUUUUGCUCUACGAUAUGUUGACCAAAACAAGCAGCGACACUGGUUAGACCCAAACAAGAAUAUUUUGAGACAGAUUAAGAACCUUUCGCCAAUCCUUUUUUGUUUCCGCGUCAAGUUUUACCCAGCAGACCCCCUCCGGCUACAGGAGGAGAUAACACGCUACCAGCUCUUCCUGCAGCUGAGACGUGACCUUCUGCAUGGCCGACUGUACUGCUCCCAGUCAGAUGCUGCCAUUCUUGCAGCGUACACAGUUCAAGCUGAGAUUGGUGACUAUGAUCCAUCCAAGCAUUAUGGGAACUACAUCAGUGACUUCAAGAUCUUGCUCAAGCAAACGCCCAAAAUUGAGGAAAGAAUUAUGGAGCUUCACCCAACACUCAAGAACCACACACCUCUUAUGGCAGAGACUGCAUUUCUCAAGAAAGCUUCGGUGUUGGAUACCUAUGGUGUAGACCCUCAUCCUGUCAAGGAGAUUGACACAGACCACCGUGGGAGCCAGCUGUAUCUGGGCCUCAACCACACGGGAGUCUUGACCUUUCAGGGUUCCCGCAAAACUCACCACUUUAGAUGGGCUGAGGUCCAAAAGCUCAACUAUGAAGGAAAAAUGUUCAUUGUCCAUCUUAUAUUUGCUGAGGAUGCGAGAACAAAGAAAAAGCACACGGUAGGCUUCAAGUGCCCCACUGCCUCAGCCUGCAGACAUUUGUGGAGGUGUGCUGUUGAGCAGAGACUGUUUUACACGAUCAAACCAAGACUAGAAAACUCCAACAAGCAAGGUGUUGUGGUGACUGGGGGUUCAUUUUUCUCUCGUGGCUCUCGGUUCCGCUAUGCUGGGAAGUGUGAAAAGGAAGUUGUGGAAGAAAGCUCAAGUAUCUUACGAGACCCUCCAACAGUAAAUAGGGUGUCCCUCAAGAACAUUGGAAGGUCCACCUCUCUCCCCACCACACCAGCUGACUCUGAUACUUAUGAUGCUGUAAUCAGUCGAGUCCACCGGCCUCUGCCAUACAUAGACCGAAGCAGUAGUUUGGAUGAGGAUGUGUUGUGUGGGGCUGACAUGGGGUCUCAGGACUCAACAGAAGGACUCAACCACAUAAAUGGGGGCUGUGGAGGGCCAGGAGCUGCUUAUUGUCCCGAAUCUACACUGCCACCACUGUCCCUCUUGGAACCUUUGCUUGAGGCUCAGGAGAACAAGUCUCGGUCGUCCUCCAUCCUGGACUCCAGUUUUAUGGACGCUGAGAGUAGUCUUGAGCCAUGCUCGGAGCCCAAAGGGAAGCAGGAAGAGGAAGAACCCAAGCAUAAAGAGGGGGAGAUUACAGAGAACAGUAAGGAGCUGACAGGAAAUGGGGACGACACAGUUCUUCAACAGCAGCUUUAUUAUGACUAUAGUGGGCGGGGCCAUACUAGUGAGUUUGGUGACACGUCCUCAACCGAGACCCUUGGACCUCCCAAUAACCACAGUGACUCCCGGCUGGCCCUCAAGGACAAAGAGGAUCCCUGCCCCUCCAGCCCCAGGAGAAGCAGUUUGGUUCCAGUGGAGAAGGAGAGAUUGAAGGUAUCCCUCCCAUCAGAUCUUGCUCAUAGGGAGGUUCAGAAACUUUUUAAAGAGAGGAUAAAUAAGCUUAGUUUUAAGACAUUUUUAAGAGUUUUUCUGGUAGCUUUUAUUUUUGUGGUUUUCAUUCUCACUUGCUCAGUUAUAAUUGUGUUUGAGAGUGAGUCCAGUCUAUUACAGGGGGUUCGUUCCUCUAGGGAAAUGAUGCUCCUGAGAAUACAGUAUUAUCAACCAAUUGUUAAGUGUAUAAAAACUUGGCUGGGUGUAGAAACCUAGACUAACUUAAUUUCUUAGCUUAACAUGUUAAGUAGGUUCUAAAUUUUCUAGAUGCCCUAUUAUGUGAUGGUAAUGCACGUGUAGUGCUGCACUGGUUGUUGCAAAUUUUCUACAAUGGUUUGAAGUAAUUUUGGAUGUGUCUCAGGUAAGUUUGGAUUUUGGAGAAGAAUAUUUAGGAAUGGGACCAGUCACAGUUAUUGUUUAGGAAAGACGUGUGGAAAAUGGUGAAGACAAGGAAUUUACAAAGGUGAUUACUUUUAGUAGGAUAAUGUUUCACAUAUGUAUGCAAAUGGUGCAUGAUGUGUGUAGUGAAGUGGAAUGUAACAAAAGACAUAAGGUCGAGCUUUUACAAUGAGAUAGCCCAGAAGAUGAUAUAAGUACUUUUAUUAAGUAGUGGUAGUGUUAGCAAUGAUAGGAAGCAUAACAAAGUGGCCAAAGUAUGUAAGAUUUUAGUGAUUGACCAAGAUGAAACCUAGUGUGUAAUGACACAUUUGACUACAGGAACAUCAAUGUUUUUUUUCCAUUGUGAGUGGGUAGGGAGGUGGACCGUGGACAUACAAAGGAAAGGUCAAUGAAGCACUCGCUGUGUCAUAUUAUAAUACAUGACACCAGACAUCAUUACAGAAUAUCUCAAGGUGUACCCUAUCACCUAUAACUACUACUUUUGUAUCCCUAUGCAGAUGCCCCUGUGGGAGCACAUGCUUUGUUAAUUAAUGGUGGGGUCUGGGGACUCUCCUACUUCAUACUGUAUAGGUUAAACCUCAUCAUCUGCUACUCUAAUGUUUAGGUGCACUUAGAAAUGGGAUUUUUUACUGGAUUAUCUGCAAAUAUGUAAAUGGUUGGCCAAUUUACUCUUAAGUGUGGAGGGUAUGCAAGUCUUCCUUUGCCUAACAUCAGCUGUUUGUCUCUUUCUGCUGCUUUUCUUACUUAUUUACAUUGAACCUUGGUGAUACAGAUGAGGUGUAUCUGAAUUGUGUUUCACUCAUUAAUCAUCCUUUGAACCAACAUUUCAUGGGCAACAAAAUUGUUUAGUGGAUGGACCAAAGUAAAUGUAGAGAACUUUGAUCAAAGAGCAAGGUUUAUGAUGUGAACCAUUACAAUUUAAAAAGAAAUAUUGUUAUAAUUUUUUAUUGAAUAGUUGUCCUGUUUUUUUUUAACUUGUCAUAUCAUUAGAUUUAUAAUUAUUCAUAAUUUGUUAAAUAUUUUUUCCAUUUAUUUUAUGAAAUAUUAAUUACCUCUCAUUCAUUUGUUACUAGAAAAUAAGGUGGAAUGUCUUAUUUUAGUAUGUUACUUUUGACAUCACUAAAUAGACCAUUAAGAUGUUAUCCGAGUUUAUCAGAAAAUGGAGGGUGUAAAAGCAGCCAUUAACCUGUGUAGUGGUGAAACACCUUGUUUUCUGGACAGUGCAAACAGGGGAUGUAGGGAAAUGAUUACCAUUAUUUUUAUUGUACUUGUUCUGGUCCCCCUGUGAUGAGAAAAGUUGCAGAGAGAUAUGGAAAGUUCCCUGAAUGUUGUUGAUCCCUUCAGUGAAUGUGCACGAAUGCAGUACAAUGUGAAGGUACAAGAGAGUAUAUUUAACCAACAGAAGUUUGAGGCUUAACUCUGCUGGUAAUCUUUAACCCCUAAGUGACAAAUGACACAGUAAUGCACGUCUCAAGGCUCCAAGGGGUGACACAUGUAUGUGCCAGAUAUUUUUUGUCUAAAAUCAAAUAGAAGCAAGAAAGAAAUAUUUUGAACAACUUUUUUUGUGUGACUUUGUUUGGUAUUCCACACAAAGCGAGGAUGAAGGAGGGAGUCGAUACACCCUCUUCUGAUGCAUGGCUAAGAGCAAAUGCAAAUAAAUUUUGUCCACUUCUAGUAAUCACUGUCUGGCAAGGAAUCACAUAUGCAACUCUUGGGUACAGAGGAAGAAGAUUCCCUUUGAGGCAUGGGGAGAGCAGUGAGGGGCAGAUGGAAGGUGUGGAGGUGUGAGUUGUGGCCAGUGCUGUAUCCAGCAUAAUGAACACAUCAACACCAACCUUGUGGAUUGGCUGAUAUAUUUUCAUUCAGACUUUACUACCUCCUCUAUCAAAAAUAGCAAAUGAGUUACACAAAAGCACCAUUAGGAAGGAGAAGGAUAAGCAAUACUGGAUCUGUAUUUCAGGAGUUAUUAUCCCUAGAAUAAGAGUUAUUUUUCUCAAAAAAAGAAGAAAAAAACUGAAAAUUUCUGUGCCAAAUGCCUAUCGCUUAGGGAUUAUGAAGAAUAUUUGUAAAUAGUAUCCAUGAAGGGCUGUCCAAAAAUGUAAUAGGAAGAUUGUAUUCUUGGAUGUAAAACUUUAUAGCUUGGGAAGAGGAAACACAAGUUAGAGGAGCAUGAGAGAAGAAUGUGUUAAGCAAAAGAAGGUAGAUUGAAAGAUGCAUAAGUUGCAGCAAAACAGAAAUAAAAAAAACUUGGCCUUUAUUUAAGGAGUAUUGUAAUGGGAAAUAUAGAAGAACCCUGCAGUACUAUGUGGGGGAUGAGGAAGGGGUGUGAAUUAUGAACAAAUACAAAUGGCUGCAGCUGGAAAGAAGUGUGGAUAUGAAUUACGACUGUAGAGGAAGAGAGUAGUAGCUGAAAAAGAUCACUGGAUUGAAUGUGAAAGAUGUAUGGCUUUUGGGAAGACAAGUGGAAUGGAUCAAUUAUGUGGUGUUACAGACAAGACAGCAGACAUUUUGCACACUACAAACCCCCAAUAGAGCUACGGUUUUAUUUGGGCGUAUCAACAUAUAGGUUAUUAUUAUGGUAAAUGGUAAUCAUUCUUCCUUACUGGUGUCAAAUGUCAAAAGCAAUUGCUAAUAACUACCACAUAUAGGUAGUGAAAAUAUAUAAUGUUACCCAGUAUAACCCCUUUACUCUUGACAUCAUUUGCUCCUAGCUAAAUUGUUGAGAUUUUCAUCAGGCUAUCAAAGUGUGUUCCUGUUCCUGUGUCUAACCGAAGCCUAUGGGAAAAAUAAAAAUGGUUAAGAAAGUUAUGGCUUUAGUUGAAGGAUUGAGUAACUAGAAAAUAAGAUAGAAUUAGAGACGUGUGUUCAGUAUAUGCAUGUAUUAUCCCUAUGCAAUGAGUAAACAAUGGCAACAUUUUAAGGAUCCAAACUUCCUGCUAUACAUACAACUGGAGGCAGAAGAAAUGGUGCUAUAUGAUGCCUGAUGUAGAAAAUAUGAUGGCAAUAUAAAAUGUCAACUGAGAAUGGAAUAAACUACUAAAAUAAUGAGGAGCAAAUGACAUGAAGUGUGGGAUUAGAAGGUACAAGCCCUUGGUGGCAGUUUCUACCAGUCAUAUUUUUAUUCUGGCACUUAAAAGGAUGAAGGAUAUCCAGUAGUGCUUCUUUUACCAUAUCAUUCCUUAAGGUUGAUAAGCCAAUUUAAUUGUAAUAUUAGUGUUGGGUUUUGUUAAGUGUGAUGAUGUCUUUCCCGGUGAGUACAGAUGCAAGGACAAAAAAAUGUCUAGAGCAUGGAAGAGGAAUAAAGCAAUUGUGAAGGUUUGAAUGGGACAGUUUUGAAGUUCCCCUUGGUUUCCCUUGCAUUGGAAUAGAUAUGUAUGUGAAAAGGAGAUAGGUUGAUAACAUAGAUGGGGUAAUCCAGUUCUGCUAAUGGAUUGUAGGUAGAUGUACAAAUGUGGUCCAUAAGGAUUUGUUCUCCCUCUCUCAUAGAUUCUUAAGGUGCUUUUUAAUUUACAAUGCAUGAGAAAUAGAGUCAAAACCAUUGUGAAAUUGCUAAAACUUUAUGGUAAGUUUUGUCAAUUGAAUUGGCGAGUUUUAGCACCUUCAUGACGACAGAGCAGCUUUGAUCUUUCUGCUUGCAGCCGAGCAGCACUCUAGUUGCUUGUAGACAUCUAUCAAGGUUGGUUCUGUAUGUACAUGUUGCAUGUGAGUCUGCUUGAAUUCAUGUGAUUAUAGCUGGGUUUUGUGGCUUUGCUGCUGUUAUAUGACCUCUACCAGUGUCAAAACCAUGCAAGUCUGAUGGGUAAGAUAGUUGUUGUGAAGGCAACAUGCCACAACAAUAACAAGGAAGUGUAUUGCCUGGUCUUGCAAAGUUGGCAUGGUUACAGUGAUGUGCACAUCAUAGUAAGCAAGAAAGAUAACAUUAAUUCUUGCAAGCAUCUUAGGAUUUGCCUUAUUAAUUUGUUUUCCCAUCAAACACAGGACAUGCAGCGAACAAUUCACCACAUUCAUACUUCUCACAGAAAUGUCUGGGAUGACUAGUGGCUUUUUCUAGGCACUGGCAGGAUACUACUAUGUUUUUUCCUUCCUAAGAUGUUAUUACUACAGCUGUAUUAUUGACUCCAUAGGACCAAUCAACUCAAUUUAUUUCUUAUUUUUUAUUUGUCUCCUUCAGAGACAUGGGCUGACUAGUAGAGCUCAUACUUCACCAGUACAGCCAUAAGUCUCAACUUAACCACACAGAUUAAAGCAGGCUUGUCCACAGCUUUGGUGGAUGCUCUUGAGCAACCAAUGUUAGCCAGCUCUAGGCAAGAGCACCAAGGCCACCAUAACAUCAUGCAGGCAGCAAAACUUUGUCUCUUGUCGUACUCAAAAAGAAAAUUUGCCACAAGUUAUAUGGUUGAAGUCAUAGAGACUGAAGAUUGCAUUACCGUAUCGUAUCAACCUAAUCAUCAACACUGUCCAAACCUCUCUGUGUGUGUGUACUAAACAUUGGAAAUUCAUAUCAUUAAUUUAUAAAAGUAUUUUUGAUAUCUGUGUUAUGCUCAAUUUUGAGUUACUCAAUUUUGAGUUUCAAAAUGAAAAAUAAUUGCUGCUAAAGGCAGCCAUUUUUGUUAUUGUAUAUAUUAUUAAUAGUGAUAUAAACCUCAUGCAAUUUCAUACACUGUUGACUGAUUAAGAUAGUGUGAUGUUCAGUCCCCAUGACCACAAGAACAGGUGCUUUCACCUGGGUAGUGAAUCUCUUUAGCAAGCACUCUAAUCUUGGGAAGCAUUGAUGCGUGUGAUAGACAAGUGAUGUGUGUAUGUGGGCACCUUGUCUCUACUAAUCUCCUUCAUAAGAAUGUCUGCUAAAUAUAUACAACUUAUUAUUAUUACUUUUAUCAAGUUUUGCAUGACCUCCCUCAGAAUUAAAUAAACUAUUAUAUGUAUUCUUGAUUUAGAUACAGUACAGGCAUACCAGUUUUGUAAAGAUUUGCUAGUUCUAUGUAUUAGUGCUGUAUUUGUACAAUAAGCCUCCUUACUGACAUUAAAUGGGUAUCAAGUAUUCUACUGCAACUGGCACAAAAAGAUAUCUACAUGUAUAGUAAUGAUAAGGAAGAUACAUAACUCCUGGACUAGCUUUUAAGUGACCAACAUGUGCCAUACACUGUUGUGUUUUGGAAUGAGAGUCCUGUAGUCAUUCUUCAUUUCCACUUGUGCUCUCUGUGCUUAACCUCUCAUAACUUGUAUUGUGGUGGAAGAUAUUUCUAUGAGUCAAAACAUUUCAUGCAGGAAAGCCAAAGCAGUAUUGAUUUGAUCAAAUAUUAUAAGGUAUUUUUUAUUCUAAAUGGAAUCAGUAAAGUGAAGAAUAGAAAACAGUAGAGGGCCAAACAAAAACUGGCCACUGUAUCCAUCACUUAAUUGUCAACAAAUCCACAGCAGCACUGUUUUAGUAAGUUGUACUCUUACUGACAUUGACAGUAAACUCACACUUGUGAUGCUGAGAUCCGUACCACAACUAUAGCCUUUGGAAUGUUGAAUUUCUAGAAUUUAAUCAAACAUUUGGCUGAUAUGUGAAAAAAUGGGACUAACCAUAUCAAUAAGAGAACAAAAUUGCUUGUUCUAUAAACCUGAGAAGUUGGGCAAUCUUUUAUGGCAGCAUAUAAAAGCCACCUAUCUCCAUUUUUUUUUAACCUUUUGCAACUCUUAAAGAUAACUCUUUACUGCAAGUUCAUGGCUUUAAAUACUACUGAAAUUAUGAUGACAGUAUUAAUUUUGCUUUGGACCCAGUCUAAAUUUGAAUCUGCUGCUCGUGUGCCAAAAGUGACAAAUCAAAGAGCCUUGUUAUGUAUAAGGCUUGGAAUUUAAUCUUCAAAUUGUUAUUUCAUAUAUUGCAUGCCACAGUCCCUCAUUGAAUUGUGUCUUAAGCACUGCAAUAAUGAAAAGACUAUGUUACUAUAAUGUCCCAACUAGUCUUGGGAUUGUCUUGAAUAAGGAGGCACUGUAAACUGAGGUUGUAUGAUGCCAUGCUUUUAGAUAAGCAGCUUUUUUUUUGUUAAUUUAUUUGACAACUGACAAUAAUAGGAUAGAUACCCUUGUUAGCUAUGGUAAAGUUAUGAACAAUGUAAAUGUAAUGCCUUGUGUUUUGAAACAGUCUACGGAGUAGCUGUGCAAGGGAGCAGCUAGGAAUCCAACCUCUGUCUAUACACUCAACACAUACAAAUUUACACUUUACCAGUCGAGCCUAAAUUAUAUUGGCCAGUCAUGAUUUUAUUAGUUCAUCUUUUUGGAGAGAGGGACAGGGAGGACAUUGCUCUAGUAGAAGUGGUUUUAUUAACUUGGUAAUGAGAUGUAAGCUACAAUAUCAUACAUCUACUGUUCAUAACUGAUGAUUGGAUUUUGUAAACUAACUUAUUUGCAUAUCAAUGUAAUGCUCAAUUUUGACAAAUACACAUAAUGUACACAGUAAUAAUAAAAGAUGACGUUACAUCUGUCACAUUCCAUGAAGCACU
Molecule: messenger RNA, 8692 nt
Organism: Portunus trituberculatus (swimming crab)
Lineage: Eukaryota; Metazoa; Arthropoda; Malacostraca; Decapoda; Portunidae
Gene: Frmd5
Product: FERM domain-containing protein 5-like
Exons: 15
Coding region: 39-2021 (660 amino acids)
Cellular component (GO): cytoskeleton
Molecular function (GO): cytoskeletal protein binding
Source: RefSeq, a predicted model, not a curated record